Phragmites australis (common reed) is the source of this 2350-nucleotide messenger RNA. RefSeq names its product MADS-box transcription factor 31-like. Gene Ontology annotation, molecular function: protein dimerization activity; DNA-binding transcription factor activity, RNA polymerase II-specific; RNA polymerase II cis-regulatory region sequence-specific DNA binding. Bases 1625 to 2350 code for a protein of 241 amino acids. Gene Ontology annotation, biological process: positive regulation of transcription by RNA polymerase II. The record is from RefSeq and is a predicted model, not a curated record. The transcript is spliced from 7 exons. NCBI's taxonomy places the organism in Eukaryota, Viridiplantae, Streptophyta, Magnoliopsida, Poales, Poaceae. Gene Ontology annotation, cellular component: nucleus.
GCUUCCGAAUCCUCCAUGUUGCAACUCCUUUUACAGGUAAUCUAGCUCUAUUUUGUUUAGGAUAAAUAUGUGUCACACAUCACCAAAUCGGCUCUACAAAGUAGUAACUACUGCAAAAUUGAGGAAAGUGAGGGAAUUUGUAUGUGUUACAUGGUAGAUGGAGUAUUAUAUCGAAGAUUCAAACAACUUCCGUAUCCUCCAUGUUGCAACUCCUUUUACAAGUAAUUUAGCUCUAUUUUGUUUAGGAUAAAUAUGUGUCACACAUCACCAAAUCGGCUCUACAAAGUAGUAACUACUGCAAAAUUCAGGAAAGUGAGGGAAUUUGUAUGUGUAACAAAACAUGUAACAACUAUAUUCCUUACCAGGUGUGAACACGAUGCGAAUCUCCAAGAGAAACAAAAAGAGACACUGACAGGCCAGGGAAGUUUGUGUGAGCCUCCUUCUGUGCCUCAAGUGCCUCAUGAGAAGGGGAGAAUAAUUUCUUUACCUUAUAAGUCACUAUGAUGGUACCUUGGACUCCUUUGGGAGUAUUCCAUUUAAGAAAAGCUAUGCUCUGCCAUCUUUUUCUUCUGGUCCUUGAUCAUGACUCGUGGAUGAAUAUCUGAACUCUAAUGAUGCCAGUUCACAUGUUCCCUUCAGAAAACCACCCCCUACGAAGGCUACCAAAUCAAAAUUUCUGAAUGAGUUUUGAAUAUAUGAAAUAACACUUUCCUCUUUGAAUUUACGUAACCUCAUUAGCAAAGGUUUCUAAUACUCAGUAUCUAUGAAAUAACUGUUAUGAUAUUCUGGUGAAUAGCUGCAAAGCUUAUGCUAUUUCAGAAGCAUGUAAGUUAGUGUUCGUCUCUUCUAUUAGAAAAAUGCAAUUUGCAUUGAUAGUCAGUGAAAUGCCUCUCCAGAGAGAAUUUCAUUGAUUAUUUGUUAUGAUUUGACAUGCAAAACUGGUAAUCCAGAUAAAUGAUGGUGAGAGAUAUGCGACAUAUGUCAUCUAUUUGAUUGUGCCUGACAUCCAGUAGGUGUUUAGUGUGGACUAGAAGCUACCUAUGGAAACUGGAAAGCAUCAUUGGUCCUAGUUAUUCCAUGUCUUGGUCAAUUCUAGCUUUGCCAUCUUAGAGAAGACGCCUGGUUGCAAGCUCAUCGCCUGCUAUGCUACGUAAGAGGCAGUUACCAGUCCACACCAAGGCUGUCUGUGGCUUUCAGUAUUACCAUUUUCAGUAAUUUGGAGCCAUAUCUGAUACACACACAUACUCCAUCAACAUGCAUCACUCGCAUAUAUUCGACUCACUUAUCUGAAUUGUCUAAGCACAUACUGUUGCAUGUGAUGGUUUGCUGAGAGAAAUCUGUAGAGUACAUGCUAAUUGGCAAAUGAACAGAAAUUAUAGAAAGUUAAGUUAGCUAAAUUGUUUGAUUUAAUAUGGUUCAUAUGUUCCUUGGUUGUGACGUAUAGUGGGACAGUCAGGCAGGAGAUGAUGUGACUAACAAUAGUCUUUUUUAUUUGUUUUAAAAACGUGAGCUGAGGAACUUUGCAGAUCACGUAAAAGUGGCCAGACCCCCUUUGCUUCCCUCCCUAUCUUCUGAAGAAGCAGAUACAGGUUGGAUAGGAAAAAAGGAGCACCUGGCUGGACCAAUGGGGCGUGGAAAAGUAGAGCUUAAGAAGAUUGAGAAUCCAACAAACCGCCAAGUUACCUUCUCCAAGAGGCGGAUGGGGCUGCUCAAGAAGGCAAAUGAGCUGGCCAUUCUUUGCGAUGCGCAAAUUGGAGUAAUUAUAUUCUCUGGCAGUGGCAAGAUGUAUGAGUACUCCAGCCCCCCAUGGAGAAUAGCAAACAUCUUUGAUAGAUACCUGAAAGCCCCUAGCACCCGUUUUGAGGAGAUGGACAUCCAGCAGAAAAUUAUCCAUGAGAUGACAAGAAUGAAAGAUGAGAGCAACAGGCUAAGGAUCAUCAUGCGGCAGUAUAUGGGUGACGACCUGACCUCAUUGUCUUUGCAAGAUCUGAACAACCUUGAACAGCAGAUUGAGUUCUCUCAGUACAAAGUUCGUCUCAGGAAGCAACAGCUACUUGACCAGCAGCUGCUCGAGAUGCACCACAUCAGGGAAAUGCACAUUUCAGAGGACCAAAGUGACUAUCUGUGCCACAUGAACCUGGCGAGGCAGCAAAACGAAGCAGCUGAGAUGGUGAAUCCGAAGCCGUUCCCAUGGUGGGAUGUGGGGGGCAGCCAGCUCUAUGGCCAGGAUGCCGAGUCGUCCAUGACGGCGCUGCAGCUCUCGCCUCAGCUGCACGAAUUCAAGCUCCAGCCGCUGCAGCCCAACCUUCAGGAUGCCAGUCUUCAGGGCUACGUUCGUCGACUGUGGUAA